Molecule: messenger RNA, 1012 nt
Organism: Phialemonium atrogriseum
Lineage: Eukaryota; Fungi; Ascomycota; Sordariomycetes; Cephalothecales; Cephalothecaceae
Exons: 1
Coding region: 55-885 (276 amino acids)
Source: RefSeq, a predicted model, not a curated record
CCUCUGGCUUCGCCAAAUUCACCCCCACGCUGCGUCCUUCCAAGUUGGUUCGAAAUGGCCCAGACCAACAUCUGCGAUGUGGACGGAAAUGGGGACUUUUACGGACUCGGCAUCCGCGUGGGAUUCUACAGCCAAUGGAUAUCCACUCUCCUAGUCAACAUCUUUGUCCGUGAGGAAGCAGCAACCUCCCGUACCGUCAACCUCCUUCUUCAGCUUGCGGUCCUCAUCUGCGUUGUGUUCCUCACUAUCAGAAGGGCCAUAUAUCCUCACGAAGUCAUGAUCGCCUUCUGGCUGCUGGUCGGCGGGCCUUGGAGCAUGCAGUGGGGCGCUUUCAACCGGUCCGGGACCCUGGUCGCCCUGAGCCGGCUGGUCUUGUACGCGGCACUCUCGGCUUACAGUUGUUGGUUCUGGUUUGGCGGCUUGGACGAGCUGCCACAGACUCCUUGCGAGAGCUUUGUCUUUCUGGGGGGAGCAACAACGCACGGCUGGUUCCGAUGGUUUGGAAAGGCGCUGUCAAUAUGCGGACUCGCCGCGUGUGUUGCGGUCUUGGGUUGGGGCACUGUACGCCACUGGAAGGGGAAGAUGCACGGAUCUUCUGCGUCUCGUGUUGGGCGUCGGUCCAAGUCGACAGUUCCAGAGGCGCCACAGACGGACAUCGCCCUUCUCACCGUUUCGGUCUCUGCCAUUGUCCUAUCCAUUAUCUCGACCGAGUACCUCAUUCGCGACAACCACCUUGUUGGCGUUGACGUCCUCCUUCAGCCAGGCCAGCUUAUACCGUUGAUCGUGGGCGCCUUUGGACUGAUGGAAAUGGGUAUCUCUUUGCUCAGCGAUGGCAAAUUAUUCAAGCGGCAGUGCUUGACAUUCAUUAACCAUCACUUCACUUGAUCAUAGUUCCUGGAAACAGGGAGCAGUCUAGUUGUACGAGAAAUAGGGUUAUUGUUAAAUAUCAGUCUGAACCUUUUUCAUACUGGGGCGCUUGGAAGCAAUGGCGCAACUGUCGAGCAAACUGUUG